This is a messenger RNA of Heteronotia binoei (common prickly gecko), 2247 nucleotides long. It is a transcript of the gene SMOC2, whose product is annotated as SPARC related modular calcium binding 2. NCBI's taxonomy places the organism in Eukaryota, Metazoa, Chordata, Lepidosauria, Squamata, Gekkonidae. The record is from RefSeq and is a predicted model, not a curated record. The coding region runs from base 32 to 1378 and encodes 448 amino acids. The transcript is spliced from 13 exons. Gene Ontology annotation, cellular component: basement membrane. Gene Ontology annotation, biological process: extracellular matrix organization. Gene Ontology annotation, molecular function: calcium ion binding; protein binding; extracellular matrix binding.
CCGAAGGAGGAGCUCCUGACUAGAGAGGAGGAUGCUGCUGCUCCCGCUGUGGUUGUUGCUGCCGGAGGUGGUGCUCCUGGUGCCGGCUCAGAAGGUCUCAGCGCUCACGUUUUUAAGGGUUGAGCAAGACAAAGACCAAAAAUGCAGCCAGGAUUGCACAGGUUCACCGCAAAAGUCACUGUGUGCUUCAGAUGGCAGGACUUUUUUGUCCAGGUGUGAAUAUCUGCGGGCAAAAUGUAAAGAUCCUCAGCUACGAAUUGAAUACAAAGGCAACUGCAAAGAUGUUUCAAGAUGUGUGGCAGAGAGGAAGUACACUCAGGAACAAGCUCGCAAGGAGUUCCAGCAAGUGUUUAUUCCAGAAUGCAAUGAUGAUGGCACUUACAGCCAGGUUCAGUGCCAUGUUUAUACAGGCUAUUGUUGGUGUGUUACUCCAAAUGGUCGUCCAAUCAGUGGUACCGCUGUAGCACAUAAAACUCCACGUUGCCCAGGUUCUCUAAAUGAGAAGCUGCCACAACGUGAAGGUACAGGAAGAACAGAUGAUGCUUCAGCCCCUGCACUUGAGACUCAGCCCCAAGGUGAUGAAGAAGAUAUAGCUUCUCGGUACCCUACAUUAUGGACCGAACAAGUAAAAAGCAGACAAAAUAAGACUAAUAAAAAUUCUGCAGCAUCAUCAUGCGAUCAAGAACUUCAGUCAGCAUUAGAAGAAGCCAAGCAACCUCAAAAAGACAAUGUGUUCAUUCCAGAAUGUGCUAAUGGUGGCCUUUAUAAACCCGUGCAGUGCCAUCCCUCCACAGGAUACUGCUGGUGUGUCCUUGUGGACACAGGGCGCCCAAUUCCUGGCACAUCGACAAGAUAUGAACAACCCAAGUGUGAUAACAGUGCCAGAGCUCAUCCAAGCAAAGCAAAAGAUUUGUUCAAAGGGCGCCAGCUUCAAGGUUGUCCAGGAGCCAAGAAGAAUGAGUUCCUGACCAGUGUUCUGGAUGCACUCUCCACAGAUAUGGUGCAUGCGGUCUCUGACCCUGCUGCAUCUUCUAGCAGGCUUUCAGAACCAGACCCAAAUCACACUUUGGAGGAGAGAGUGGUCCACUGGUACUUUAAACAACUGGAUAAAAAUGCUAGUGGUGACAUCGGCAAAAAAGAAAUCAAGCCAUUUAAAAGGUUUCUGAGGAAAAAAUCCAAGCCCAAGAAAUGCGUGAAAAAGUUUGUGGAAUACUGUGAUGUGAAUAAUGAUAAAUCCUUGACAGUUGCAGAAUUAAUGGGUUGCCUGGGUGUAACAAAAGAAGACAAUAAAGCAGACACAAAGAAACGCCAUACUCCAAAAAGCAAUGCUGAAAGUACUCCUUCCAGUAGACAGCAAACCUCAAAGAAGCAAGGCUAAGCCGUAUAGAAAAUAAAUCUCUCAGAUUUAUGAGAGACACCCUCAGCAAAAGGCAAUAAGAUCAACUGUAGUAUUUGCACUUUGUACUUUAAAUGUAAAUUCACUAUGUAGAAAUGAGAUAUUUAAACAAACAUUUUUAAAAAUCUGUGAAAAUGUAGUAAUAGCUUGUUUUAAACAAUUAUCACAUACAAUGUAUGUGCCUUUUAUUGUUGUCUGAAAUAUUUACGUGUUGGAGGUGUACAAGUUUGCAUUUAAUCUUUUGUAAUUAAUAACAUGCUGUCAGGUGUUAGAAACUACCCUGGUAAUAUUUUCCUUUCAGUAGUUUGGCUUGUUUUUCUGCAUAACAAUUAGUAAUUUUAAUGAAGUUACGCUGAAUACCUGCUUGAUUUGAAGUCUGCUGUAAUUCACAAUGUUAUUUAGUGUUUGAGGCUGCAUGUUUCUUACUCCAACAGAAGGUUGUAAAUUGAUGUUUGACUCCCAGUGCACCUUUUAUAAGCACACAGCCUUUCUCUGUCAGUAAUUGAGGUGUUUUUAAAAACACUGUGCUACUUUCUGAAGAUCACAAUUAUACAUCAAGAUUGCAACCACUAAUGAAUAAAAGAAUCCUGUCUUUCUGCAUUUAGGUUCCUGUAGACUUUUUCCUGACCAUUUUUAAAGGGCCUCCAAGUAUACAAUACAUGCUUAAUUAUUUUAUUUUGCAUUCUUUUUGCCUUUCUAUUGUCUCAGUCAGCCAACAGACUGACAGGAAAGCUUGCAGCUGAUUGCCUUUCUCAAAAAGAUUUUACAAAGACUGAGAACAGACAUAAUAAAGAAAUCAGAAAGCAUAAUUGCUCAAUAUUGUAAAUCUAAUUUUGAAGAACAAAAGAGGG